Molecule: messenger RNA, 1854 nt
Organism: Sceloporus undulatus (fence lizard)
Lineage: Eukaryota; Metazoa; Chordata; Lepidosauria; Squamata; Phrynosomatidae
Gene: TMEM187
Product: transmembrane protein 187
Exons: 2
Coding region: 938-1729 (263 amino acids)
Cellular component (GO): transport vesicle
Source: RefSeq, a predicted model, not a curated record
ACGCGAUAAACAAGGGGACCAUCCAAAAUGGCGACCGCCGAAACCUAGUAGCCGCGGAUGGCGCGCCUCAAAAUGGAACCAAGAUGGUGGGAGCCAUUCGGAUCGAGAGGCUCGAACAAGAUGGCGCUUGGGUACUAAAUUACCCGGAUGUGGAAGGCGGGAACAAAUAUGGCGCGUUACUAAAUCCCUAUGGGGCCUGUCAAGACAACUAGUGGUUCCAAGAUGGCGGCCAAAGCUCUCGAGAAAAGGGUACACCCGUCUCUCAAGAUGGCCACUAUCUGCUGUCCGAGGAGGACGUGCCUACUCAAGAUGGCGGGUGGAAACUUCUCGGAGUUGCUAGGAGACCGAAUUAUGGCAGCAGCAACGUGAUGCCUCGGCAGUAAAUACUUCGUACUUUGAAGAACAGGAUGUCUUGCGAGGCUGAGCCCAGGGGACCAUCUCGUCUGAAGCGUGGCUCCUGCUAUCCCCAUGGUUACAAAACAGCAGAUCUUGGAAGGAAGCACUCUUCGCCACCUUCUCCCACUCCCCUCCGUCCAGUGAUGUCACCAGCAGCCAAUCCUGCCACUGCAGCUGUUUCAUAACUGCAAACACUGGAACCAGCGUGACUUGUGCGGCUGCCAAGGCUGGGCCUGUGAUUGAACAUAGCCAACAAAGUCCAGCGGAGGAGGAGAGUGUGCUGGGCAUAAGAAAAAAAGGCAUGUAAAAGAGCACCAAUGCCCACAACAUCAUGAAUCUCUAUGCAUGCUGAGAGUGAGAGGAGAAUCGAAGUCCACGUUGGGACAGGAAAUGCAAACUUGCAAACCUGCCAGAGAUGUGUCAAUCACUUUAUAGCCUCGCCUCACUUUGUGUGAAAUCAGCAUCGGCAGGACAGGAAGUUAAAAUACACUUUUUAAAGCAGCAAGUGACCCACCGAACAAGCAGCAGGAGCUGAGCAGUCAUGCUGAAAGAGCUGGGCCAGGCUUUGGAAAGAGCUGGCAUAAAACUAGAAAGCAAGAGAGAACCUGCCUUGCAAGUGGCUGGAGGUUUGGUGCUUUGUGUGGGAAUUGUGGCUUCUGGAAUCCUGGAUGAUGUUCAGACGGAGAUCGGGUAUGGAUACUAUGCUGAACCAACCAUGCCACAAUUGCCAGCUAUCCUGGCUAUGCCUGCCAAUUGCUUAGUCAAUGUGGCCUAUGUACUUCUGGGUUGGUACUGGCUGCCUUCAUGUGACAAGAAGGGACAGACUUACUACUACUUCCAGGAGGUCUUUGCUGUCAUGGCACUUGCCUAUGGACCUGUGCAAUGGGUCCGGCUCUGGACACAGCAUCAUUGGGCAGCUGUCUUAGACCAAUGGUUGACAUUGCCAAUUUUUGCUUGGGUUGUGGUCUGGUGCCAUUUCCUAGAGCAGGGAUGGAAACCCACCACCUUUCUGGCCAUGGAAGUGGCAUCAUUGACAAGCUACGCUCUGGCAUUGCUUUACCCCCAAGGUUUUGAGCUAGCAUUGGGCGGACACAUAUUCAUAGUUGUUUGGAGAGCAUGGAAAGUGCAGAGGCAUUUGGGUAAUGCUGCAUCUUUCCAAAUCAUGGCAUUGGGGAUUGCCUCUUGCCUGGGUUUUAUAAGCCUCAAGCUGUGGGACCAGGAUCUGGCACAGUGGGCACUCUUCCAACGGUUCACUGGCCAUUUUUGGUCCAAAAUCUGUGAUGUACUGCAGUUUCAUUGUGCCUUCCUUUUCUUGACUCAGUUGAGCAGAUGACAGCUCAGGUCUCUAUGAAUUAAUCCAUCAUUAAUGGUAUCACUCAAGGACAUACUAAUUGUGCCAUGGCAGCAAGAUGUAGUAUGACUGGACCUGAAAGAAUAAACACUGCUCCCAUAAAUGUA